UAUUGCUGCUGUUAGUAAUACGGUAGCUACAGUAAGAACAGUCUGAGUGGAGAGUUUUAUAAUGGACUCUGAAGGUGUUCAGAUGUUGGUCUGUGAUGCUAACUUCUGGAAGAUCAGUUUUGAGACAAUCCUGUCAACAAAGACCGCUUUAUCUCCAGGUCCCAUGUGUUCUGUAUGGAGGGUUAAGAGCUGCUGCCCACAGUGCAUGGCUGUUUUGCUGUGACUGGAGGUGUAGCAUCUGAAAUAACCACGGCUUAGUCCACUGAAGGGCAGGACAAGGCACUUGAGAGAACAGUUGAAACAAUGAAAGUCCAUGGGAAGAGUGGAUUCUGAAGAUACUGUGCUUGCAGAGGUGAACAGGUGAGCAGCCACAGCACUUAUAAAGCUGGAGGCUUUGUGUUGCAUCCAUCUUACUUUCUGUGUGCAGCAGAUAGUAGCUGCUGGUGUGGAGCACUUGGGUCUCCUAGAGGAAUGCAUAGAAGAGAUACUUGGUUUGUUUGUUUUUUGAAUGUAGAUGCUGCAGGUCUGUUGAGACUUAGCAAGGUCUUGUACACAAUCUGGAAGGUUGUGGCUGACAUGUACAUCAUGUGCCUGGCUUUCCUGGGAAGGGGAAGGCAAUGCCUUUCUUUGUGCUGUGCUGUCGCCCUUCCCUGGCCAACCUCAAACCUUGGUUUUGUGUAGAUUCACCUUUAACUAUUUUUUUUCCUCAGUCUGGUUUUCUUUCUGACUUGACGAGACCUGUUACUGGUGUGUGGAUGGCAGCUCUGGGAGCCAAAUGGGACUCAUGCUGGCACACUAUUGAGUGGUUACCUUACCACUCUCCUUGUCUGUCUGCAGAAAUGGAGGGAAGGUGCUUAGGACAGAGCCUUGCUGUCCCUCAGCCUGACCUUGCUUGGAGAGUGACCGUGCUGGAUGGCUGCAUCCAGCUGUUUGGGCUGGCACCAAGUCAGUGGCACCUUGUGGUCAGUUGCCUUGAGGCUGCAAAGGAAACACAGAGUCUGAGGUAUUGCUGUUUUGCAUUUGUGCUGUGGGCAGCAGCUCUUGAUGAAGGACACAGAAGAAUGUUUUAUUCUGUCCUUGGAACUUGCAGGAAGCUGAUACAGACCUGCUUACAUGGAAACCACCUUGUGCUGUGACUGCCAGAGCUUCUCACUGAUGUCCUUGUAGCUUGCAGUCCCUGAAAACACCGUGGCAUCCUUCAUGUGAGAGAUGCUGAGCCCUAGCUACCUUCUGGUACAUCCUGCUACUCUCAGAUUUUCCUGCAAUGUAGGGUAAUCUCCUUUUCCUACCCUUAAGCAAAGUGCAGUCCUGCUGUCCCUGAGCUUGUUUUAGUUGUUGACAAAUACUAAGUUUUAUGGCUUCUCCUUCUGUGGAUGUUUGCAGGACAAAAGUAACUUGAGAUUUUUGGAGUGUUUAGAGGUACUAAGGCUCUGAUGCCUGCUUGGUUCCUGUGCUUGAGGAUGGCAGGUAGACCUAGUACCCCAGAAAUGUGGAGCCUGUUCCAUUUGUCUCUAGCUGGAGCAGAGAGAGUUGGGCCCUCUGUGUGGAGUGGGGGGUGGAAGUCAUACUGGGUUUUUAAUCUGCCAUGUGAAAGUGAUUCUAAUUUGAAUUGCUGCUUUGUGUUGAAGUGUCUGAGUGAUCUGCAAAUAUGUUACUGCAUGGGUGUUAUGGGAUAACUUUAGGCAGAGGAGAUGAGCAUUUUGGUAUCAGGGGAAAACCAGAAGCUUCUGCUCUGACUUGUUCUCCACAGUUAUGUUUUCCCUGUAGCCGUGGGAGAGGUCUAACGAGUCUUGAGUCCCAUGCCCUAACAAGAUGGGGUAACAAGCCUGUAUCCUGUUGUGUGGCCUCUUGCCAGUGUUCUCCAGAAGAGAACAUUGGGGCUGGUGAACUGCCAGCUCUUAUCGGUGCAUAUCUUUCUCUCUGGAUUCUUGAAAAAGAAGUAUAAUAUUUCAGAAUGGUGUAAAUCAACUGGUCACUAAAACGGUAACAGGUGCCUGGGGAUAACUCAUGUGCAUAACACUUCUAGCUUUUCUCCUUUUCUGAAAGCACUUCCCCUGCAUGGUAGAGACAGAACUUCAAGCAAGGAAAUAUCAAAGGAAUCCCUUACAAAAAGAAGCUUUCAGCUUGUCUCUCCAGGAUUGUGUGUUGCUGAAGCAGUCUAUAACUGUGCACUCCCUAAAGAGCUUUGUCUUAAUGGAGCUGACUGUCCAUACUACUUCAGGCUUUUUCUUCUUCUUGAACAUUAAAGUUUUUCUUGCUGCUGACAGCAACUUGAUCACUCUCCCAGAGAUCAAGUUGACUUUUUUCCCCUUCCUCAGUCAAAAUUUUCAGAAGGGAAAUACCUCUUCUUGCUGUUUUCUGUGUUCCUGGUCUCUGAUGGCUGCUUUGUGUUGGAGCAGCUGGGCUCUUCUGCAACAAACUGAGAUGUCUCCCUGACUGGUACCUCCUUUUUAAUUUCCACCGCAUGUAAACAUUUUGAAUGGGGAGGGUGGGGAAUCCUCCCUUGCUGGCCUUUGUCUCCAACUUGACUCUCCAGCUGCCACCAGACAUGUCUUCCACUGCAGGGCUGAGCAGAGGAUAUGUGAAGGGAUACAUGAUGGAUGGUAUUUAGUGUCUUGGCUCACCCAAGGGUGCAUGAGUGUUCUCCACUCCCUGGCAGAAGAAUCCCUGGCAUGUGAGAAUGAAGGUGGUUCCCAGGCAAGAGAUUUUGAAAAGGACACACCUUGCUCCUUUGCUUCCCCUCUUUCAGGAGGGGUUAGGAAAUGGGUUUGUGUUCCCACUCCCUAACAAAACCAUCUGAGCAGUGAAAAUUGCCUCCUGGGCCGUGUCAGCAGCGGAACAGCAGAGGGUACUGCAGGGCCAGCUGGCUUGGCAGAGCAGCUGGGAAGGGCUGUGCACACCAGCCCGGCGUAGGAACCGAGGCAGCGCAGCCUUGCCUGGAGCUUGUUGUGCCCGUGGCUGAAGAGCUGCAGAGCCACAUGCUGAGCCUGACAGAUACUGAUGUAUGCUAAUGUCAAGUGAGGAAAAUAUGCUUUGCUUCCUAAAACCAUGCAUCCUGCUAUGUUGACACGGCAUGCUGCAUCUCAGAAAGCAGAGCAGUUUGUUGAAUGUCAAGAGUUACGGCUUUCUGUCUGGGAAUUUACUGCGGCAUGCCGAGCAUCAGUGCCAUCUGAGAAGAUGAUGUUCCUUCUGUGAUUCCUUCACCACUUGCCUUCGGCCCUGGGCUGGCCCAGAGGAAGCUGGCUGACCUGCCUUUGUGUAUCCUGUAAGAACUGGAGCGAAACCAGCAUUACCUGGCACUCAUUGGGAUUGUUAUAUUGGAGCAGGUCAGCUGUUCAUCUUGCCCUGGUUUCAGUGUCUGAGAGAGCAGCCUCAUGUCUGGAAGUAAUGCCUUGGAGAAGUCACAGGACACCUGACUGGAGAAAGCUGUACUCAAUUACCAGUGAGGGACACUUUCUACUGACCCCCAGUCACUCAGCUAAUUUAGCAGGGGUUUGGCUUCCUUGUGCUCUUCUCUUCCCUACACUUAAAGACAGACUAAAAACUAGUGAUGUGCAAGGAAAAGACACUGAAUAUUCCUCUCUUUUACAAGUGAUCUUGCUGCUUCUGCAAGACAUCAGCAGAGCCUCAAGGAAAAAAAAAAUGAGCAUGGAUAGAAAGAGAUGCUCAUGGCAUUUUCUGCAGCCCUUUGUUUUGCCCUCGUGAAGAAAGCUUGACAGCAAGCCCCAAGAUGAUCUUUUAUGGCUUUUAACAGAAGAAUAUCCCAGCCCCUUAGUGUCUGGGCCACUACAAAGGUGAUGUCCAGAGCCAGCACCCUGCCCUGCUGCUGACUUGUGUUGUGGCAAAGUAUAUCAAAACCCCUACUAAACAUUAACCAAUAGAAUCAAGCUCUCUUUCCUUUUUCCUUGUUUAUUUUUCUUUCAAUUUUUCCCCUCCCAUAACCAUGCUGUAACUUUUCCACCAGCUUCAGGCUUGUACUCCUUCAGUCAGAGCUUAAUCCAGGACUCCUUGCCCUGCCACCUGAGCACUGGGGACAAUGUCAGUGGAUAGUGAUUUCCACUAAAAAUGUGACUGCCAAGUGUCCAGAAAUGCUGUUGCUGAGCUGUAAGGUACAACUGUGGACAGCCCCUCUACCAAAGUCCUUGCCAGAGUCAUCUGUGGAAAGCCAGAUACAUUUUCCUUUGAGCAGUUGCCAUCUGUCUAAAUGCUUUAUGGCUUUUCACUUUAGUAUUAAAUUCUCCUCAAGUUAAUCAGUAAACACACUUUGCUGUAUUUUACCUAAUAGCCUUUGAAGUGGCGGGAGCUGGUUGGGUUCUUCUUCCACACCUGCCCACGUGUGGGGCUGGUGGUGUGGAGCAGCUUCCCCAUGACCCCCAGGUGCAGGGACUGCCUCCAGUGAAGGUGUUGCUGGCACCACUGUGUGCCAGGUGGAACCUUUAUAAAUGAUGGUGCCUCUCAGGAACUUUGGCCCUGGAAGGGAGACUGCGCCAGGAAGAGAGCCACCAGAAUGGAGCAUGUGGAGGGGGUGAAAUGGAUGAAGAUGAGACGCCAUAAACUCUUUCUGACUCUCUGCAUGGCUGGUCUCUGCCUCAUCUCCUUCUUGCACUUCCUCAAGGCCCUUUCCUAUGUCACCUUCCCCAGGGAGCUGGCUUCGCUUAGUCCCAACCUCGUCUCCAGCUUCUUCUGGAACAAUGCCCCCGUCACACCUCAGGUCAGCCCUGAGCCAGGGGGUGCGGAGUUCCUCCGCACACCCCUGUACUCCCACUCCCCCUUGCUCCAGCCCCUGUCUCCCAGCAGAGCCAGCGAAGAGCUGCACAAGGUUGAGUUCGUGCUGCCAGAAGACUCAACAGAAUACUUUGUCCGUACCAAAGCCGGUGGCAUUUGCUUUAAACCAGGCACCAAGGUGUUGGAGAAGCCACCCGUGGGAGGUCGGCAGGAGGAGCGAGUGGACGGCGCAGCCUCGGGGCGGCCGGCUCGGAAGCCGCUGAGCUCCAGCGGAGCCAAGCGGCGCAAGUGGGUGGAAUGCGUGUGUCUGCCGGGCUGGCACGGCCCCAGCUGUGGGGUCCCCACCGUGGUCCAGUACUCCAACCUGCCCACCAAGGACCGCCUCGUGCCGCGGGAGAUCCCCCGGCGGGUGAUCAAUGCCAUCAACGUCAAUCAUGAGUUUGACCUGCUGGAUGUCCGUUUCCAUGAGCUGGGAGACGUGGUGGAUGCUUUCGUGGUGUGCGAGUCCAACUUCACAGCCUACGGAGAGCCGCGGCCACUCAAGUUCCGCGAGAUGCUCCUCAAUGGCUCCUUCGACUACAUCCGCCACAAGGUGCUCUACGUUUUCCUGGACCACUUCCCCCCUGGUGGCCGCCAGGAUGGCUGGAUUGCAGACGAUUACCUGCGUACCUUCCUCACCCGGGAUGGCAUAUCUCGCCUCCGCAACCUGCGCCCGGACGACGUCUUCAUCAUCGAUGAUGCUGAUGAGAUCCCGGCCCGUGAUGGCGUGCUCUUCCUCAAGCUCUACGACGGCUGGACGGAGCCCUUUGCCUUUCACAUGCGCAAGUCGCUCUAUGGCUUCUUCUGGAAGCAACCAGGCACCUUGGAGGUGGUCUCGGGCUGCACCAUGGGGAUGCUCCAGGCUGUCUAUGCUACCGACGGGAUACGUUUGCGACGCCGUGAGUACUACACCAUGCCUGGGUUCCGGCAGUAUGAGAACAGCACAGGACACAUCCUGGUGCAGUGGUCACUGGGCAGCCCACUACACUUUGCUGGCUGGCACUGCUCCUGGUGUUUCACCCCAGAGGGGAUUUACUUCAAACUGGUGUCAGCCCAGAACGGGGACUUUCCCCGCUGGGGUGACUACGAGGAUAAACGAGACCUCAAUUAUAUCCGGGAGCUGAUCCGGACUGGUGGCUGGUUCGAUGGUACUAUGCAGGAGUAUCCCCCUGCUGACCCCAAGGAGCAGAUGUAUGCUCCCAAGUACCUGCUCAAGAACUACCAGCGGUUCCGCUACUUGUUGGAGAAUCCCUACCGAAAGGCAGAGGGUGCUGGGUGAGGCCACGAGGCUCAGGCUCGGGUGGGAAAUUGGAACUUCACAACAAAGGGAAAGAGUCGGGUGUUUUCGUUUGUUCCUUUUCUUCUUUUGUUUCCUUUGUUUAUGGGCAGGGUGUGCUGUUUUUCUGGGGCCUCUGCCCUCCCUCACUUCCUGUUCUCCUUUCCUUCAUCCCAGGGUAAUGCCUGGGAACCCAAAUUCCUCAGUCACAUGAAGGGAGGCCUGGACAGGAGGAAGAGAGAUGUUGAGGACCCACUCUGUAGUAGCAUAAAGACUUCCUUGCAUCUUCUGAGCCUCUCCUGCUGGCUGGAGAGAAUCUCUGCAGCCAGCUGGCAGAUUUUCCUCUGGGGGAGGCUGAGAGGGUCCCAUGGGGAGGGAGGGCAGCUGUUCCCAUCCACCCUCAUCCUUUGUGGAUUGGAGCAAGCAUAGAUGCAAGCCUGGGUUAUUCAGUGAGCAUGUGAGUCAGCAGGCACAAACUCUUGUGAGUGGUUGUGUGUGCAGAUGUGUGUCACUGGCAUUUUUUGGAUGAGUGAAUGUACAAAAGCAUCUCAGUAUGCUUUUUUUUUUUUUUUUUUUUUAAUACUGCUAUAUUCAAAGGGUAUUUUGGGGAAGGGAAAUCCUUUGCUUCCAAGGUGUCCUUGUCAAUAUGCAGCCCGUUGCACAGGCUUAAUGCAUUCUGUCCUGGGCUGCCCCAGUACUCUACCAAUCCUGGAGCAGAUAGAUAGGAAGCAGAGGAGAAAGCUGGGUUUGAGGGGUUUUUCCUGCUUAUUUUUCCUCCUGCCCCCACAACACUGCAUGGACUUGUCCUACAGAAGCCAAAGCUUCCCUGCAGUACAUGCUUCUGUUAGGGCUGGGAUAAGCUGUGGGGGACUCAGUCAGAUGGUGGGAGUGUAUGUUUGCAAAUGCAUGGUUGCCUGUGUGCAUGAGUGCUCACAUGCAUGGGUUUGGUGUGCACUUGGGUGUUUAUUACCAGUAUUGAGUGGGGGAGUAGGACACAGUGGGGCUUGGCUGUGUGUGCUUGCAGAAAAUGGUGGGAUGCAGAAGCUGUGGUCUCAGUGUUGGCAUGGAUGACUUCUUGGGCAAUUCAUAGGAGAGGACCAGGGAUAGCAUCGGCUCUGCAUAGCAGUGCUACACUUGUUGGGACUGUUGGAAGCCUCUCUGGCUGCUUCUAGAGCCCUGCAGGCUGUGCCUGUAGCAGGACUGCUGCUUACAUGCGCUGGCUACUUCUUACCAUGGGGUAAUAAAAGGGAGAAGAGGAAGGGCAAAAUUCUGAUUGUUGUGGGCAAACAAAGCCUGUCAAUGCACGGGAUCCAUCUGUCUGACCUUAGGGUGUAAGGGGGCUCACGAAGAAGCAAGCCAUUGGCAGAUUCUUCCUGGGGCCAAGAGACUGUUUGGGGACCACAGUUGUGCAGCCUGGGCCAUGCAGACAAGACCAUGGAGGGGAGAAGGGAUUUAGGAGUCUGCUAAUUUCAGCUGAUUGGGCUGGUGCCUGCUCAGGCACGAGCAGUGAGGAUCUGGCCUGCUGUUGUAUUGGAUUGUUCAGCUCACGGAGGAGGCAGAUUGUUGUCUCCACCCUUGCCACCACCCUUCCUUAGCAGAUGGCUUGACAGGGUGCCCAGAGCCUGGGUUGUAGUGGGCAGAGGGUGAAAAUCAUAAUGAACUUGCUCUCUUAGCCUUGCAGUGGAAAGACUGACUCAUGUUCCAAGCAGAAAUCAUGGAAGAGGAUAAAGAGGAAGGCGUUGGCACAAAGAAGUGUGGCUCUUCUGGCCAGCUGUUAUAAAGCAGGAGGGUUUUCAUUGCCCUUAACGCCAUCAGGGUUCCAUGGUCCUGCGUUGCCCAGCACGUGCCACCCUUGUGCUUCAUUCCUAUCUAUACCUCUCUCUUUUUUUCCUUCCUAGUCCCCUCUCUAGAGAGGAGAAAAUUGUUAACAAAAAUAACUUGCUUGCCUAAUAAGGCAGAGACUGGAAUAAAAAGAUUAAUGUCUUUUUCUGAUCAAAUGGAGAUGCACUUCACCUUAGCUCCUUCCACAUGUUGUGUGCCAUAAUGCCUGCUCAGAAGAACUGAAGGGAGCCUCUUUUUUGUUACUAUUUUUGAUUUCUUUAAAAUCACUGUUCUUAGUUCUGUUGUGUCCUCCCCACAGGCAGAGAAGCCCCUUUGGGAGCUGGGUGGACAGACAAACUUUGCUAGGCAGAAUGCUCUUCCCCCAGAGGGAAGUUGUGGCUUUUUUAAGUCCAGACUUAUAGAUGUAGCAGAAGGAACUCCCUUCACAGUCAUGGGCUUCUGGUGCUGAGCUGCUGUGUGGAGGUCUUGGGUGUAGAGAGGUGAUAGAGAAACUGGGUCCCAGCUGAGAAAGGAGGAGCCUGUACUGAGCAAGAUGAAAGCCAUAGCACUGAGGAUGCAGCACAGGCAGAAGAUGCUUUCCCCAGGGACAGCUGGAGGAGAGCAGCUGUGUUAGCUCGUGCAAUUCAGCAGCAGCACAGCAUGGAAGGAAGAAGCCAUUUCUCAUUUUUACUCUGAGGAAUGAGCCUGAGGUCUGCUCUUGCACCUUUGGGCUUUGCUUGUCUCAGUGAUAAUAACACAAGGUCAGUGCCAGGCUUUGCUGGGGGAGGAGAAAGACAAGCCACUCUUUUGCUUUGGCAGCACCAGAGCCCCAGUUCAGCAGGAGCUGAAGUUUAUGUGUACUGGGGUUGCACCUCCUUAUCUUCCAUAGUGGGAGCAGCCUUUCCUCUGAUAUCAGCCCUUCCCAUGCAUGGCCAUCCUUGGAUUUGUAGUGCACAGCAGUCAUGUUUUCAGUGUUGAGGUGUGACCCUUGUCCCUUGGGAGUUUGACAGAGCCACAGCUGCAGUAUCCUUCUCCCAUUCCACUACAACCUGUUGCCUUCUGUCCUCCAUUAUUUGCUCCACCAUUCUUUUCUUCCUCCAAUUUGUCUCUCCCUUCUGCUCCCUUGGGCUGGAGAAGAAGGUGUUGCUGGAAAAGGAAUGCUGGGGCUCUUCUGCAGAACUCCUGCCCUGCCUGCCUCCUGGACUUACUCACUUCCUAAUUCUUAGGAAAUUAAAUUGAAACCAGACUUCUGUUGUAGUGGGAGGAAGGGGCUUUACAGAUGAAAUGGAUUCUUUAUUGUUUCUCUUUUUCAAGAAUUGUUUAAGCAUUUUUUGAUUUAAGGCCAAACCAGUCAAUGUUUGUCUAAUUCGUCUGGCUAGCCCUGUGUUUAUUAUCCUUAGGGAGCUAGAGUGCUUGUCAUUAAAGAUCUUCCUUCUUGUCCCUGGAGGGAACAGACACUACUAAGCUGGCUUUCACACAGUGAAUUUCCAAGGUGGUGGUUUACCCUCUGCUCAGCCUUGCCUGUGCUGCCUGCUGGGACCUCUGCAGCCAGCUGCAGGUGGGACAGCCACCCUUCCAGGCAGCUGCCACAAGAGGGAAGUCAAAAGUAUGUUCGUGUGUGAGGUGGUGAGAGAGGCAAAGCAGGAGGCAGGUUUGUGUCAGAUCCUUGUUUCCCAGUGCUGGAUUUUGAGGUGAGCACUGAAGCUCCUUCAUCUUACCUGAACCAGGUUCUGAGAUUUGAGAAGGGAAAGACCAAGAACCUUGUCCUGGAACUGGGAUCAGACUAUCAGAGCCUGAUGUCUGUGAGAUGUUGCAGCCCAUGGGGGCAGUGGGUAGCGAAUCCUGCUGUUUCUCUAGGACCAAACUGUCCAGGACGGAGGGAAUACAUCACUAGCCUUUUCCUGCAGCCUUCUUCAGCCUUGUGCUUUUUCAUUCCCAAAACGUUUUUUACCUUCAAAUUGUUAAAAAGUGGGGCCAGGAAACAAGUGAUGCAGUGUGUGGCACACCCAAGCCUUGCACUUCUUUCUGCCUGUCUUUGUGCGUCCCACCUAGAAAGAGACUGUGUGCCUGUGCAUGGCUUUGGACUGGAGAAUGCUUCUUCCUCUUUUUGAAAGGAAGGACAUGGGCUUUGGUGCACCUGCAGCAGGUGAGCUUGCUAAAGCUGAGGGAAUAGGGCAAGUUAGAAGUAUUUGCCUAUCUGGGGCUAAUGCCACAGCCAAGUGACAGAAAAGACACGGUGACUUUGUGCCUGUGGUUGGUAUGGAGGAUGACAUGCUCAAGCCCACUCUUGCUGUUGCUUUCUCUGAUCCCUGUGUCCUGCUGAGGUGUUGUGGUUGUGCUGCCCAGGCCACCCUACUCUGUGUCUCUGACAGGUGAAGAAGGAAACGGAGUUGGUGUGGAGGGAGAGUGUCAGAGCAGAAUGGGUGCUCAGAACCUCUGCCUGCCUUGCUGUUUCCUUGUGGGAUGGUGUCUCUUCCUCUCCUCAGAGUCCCUGGGGCUAUGUCCCUGUGUCCCAGCUCCUGCCGGUAAUCUCUGUGGCUGCUAUGCCUCUGCACUGUGAAGACGCGUGUCCAGGGUCACUCCUGGUUCAGUUAGUGAACACUGGUGGUGAAGAGGGAAGGGACGGCUCGUCCUGGCUUCACUGGCCUCUAACCUUGGCAAGAAAGGAGGGAAGUGAGUGGGAGAAUGGCUCCUGUAUCCCUCCAUCAUUGUGUUCUCCCUACCCUUCCUGAUCCCCUCCUUACUGAUUUUUGAGACAUUGGACAAACUCACUCCUGUUAUGGAAAGGGAAGGGAAGCUGGAGGGUAAGGGGGUGGCAGGAGGGGCUCAGAUCCAGCAUUGAGAAAGAAGAACUGUUUCUAAUGCAAUACACUGACAUUUUAAAGCUUUGGGCACUACAGGUAAUGGAUUAAGAAGGGAUCUGAAAUACUCCUAAGAAUUCAAACCACUGUUUUUACCUGCUUGUGCGGAUGAUGAUGCAGUAUCAUCCUGGAGGUGGUCCAGCAGCACUUCUGAGCCUGGGGUCCACCUGGACCUACUGCUAGUGUUGCUCCUGGAGGGGCUCCAGGACACCCUGCUUUGGAAAAAGAAUGCGUGGACUUGCCAAAAACUAAAAAGAAAAGAAAAAAUAAGAGCAUCUGCAAAGCUCCUUUCAACUCUGUAAUUUAUAAACAGCAAGUAAUAAUGAACUUUUUGUAAGGAUAAAUCAAAUGUACAUUCUGAAAUCAUUUUCUCUGUAAAUGGUUGGAUUUCAUUUCACCCUUAAAGGGAUGCUUAAAAGGAGGAGAUAAUAAUAAAAAAUUUAAAAAAUUUACAAAGUAUGAAAGGAAA
Taeniopygia guttata (zebra finch) is the source of this 11191-nucleotide messenger RNA. RefSeq names its product beta-1,4-mannosyl-glycoprotein 4-beta-N-acetylglucosaminyltransferase (gene MGAT3). NCBI's taxonomy places the organism in Eukaryota, Metazoa, Chordata, Aves, Passeriformes, Estrildidae. Gene Ontology annotation, biological process: N-acetylglucosamine metabolic process. The record is from RefSeq and is a predicted model, not a curated record. Gene Ontology annotation, molecular function: beta-1,4-mannosylglycoprotein 4-beta-N-acetylglucosaminyltransferase activity. Gene Ontology annotation, cellular component: membrane.